Arthroderma uncinatum is the source of this 1263-nucleotide messenger RNA. RefSeq lists its product as uncharacterized. The record is from RefSeq and is a predicted model, not a curated record. The transcript has 3 exons. Gene Ontology annotation, molecular function: mRNA binding. Lineage: Eukaryota; Fungi; Ascomycota; Eurotiomycetes; Onygenales; Arthrodermataceae. Gene Ontology annotation, biological process: mRNA alternative polyadenylation. Bases 1 to 1263 code for a protein of 420 amino acids. Gene Ontology annotation, cellular component: mRNA cleavage and polyadenylation specificity factor complex.
AUGGCGACUGAAGAUGAUAACUUUGAUAUUGAUAUCUAUGGAGAUGGAAGUGGGUUAAUUGAUGAAGGCCAGGAUACAACCUUUAAGACAGAGGAACCUGAACUCGUACUCGAUGCCCCAGACAACCAACAAACCGGUGGGAACGAGGACGGAUCCGAUGAGAAGUAUGGCAACAGUAAUAACAACAUGGACGAGAGCCAUAAGAUAUUCAAGACGGGCAAGUCCGCUUCCGAAACACCACAGCUGGUGAACAAUCUACCACAGCACCCCCCAGCACCUCAACAGCAGCAGCAGCAGCAACAACAACAACAAGCACAGCAAGGUGUCAAAAGAAAGGAAGUUGAUCCGGAUGCGACAUCUGCCCUUUAUAUUUCGGACUUGCACUGGUGGACAACUGAUGACGAAGUCCGUGGAUGGGUAAACCAGGCCGGUGUCGAAGACGAUCUCAAAGAUGUCACAUUCAGCGAGCACAAGGUGAAUGGCAAGAGUAAAGGCCAAGCGUUUGUUGAAUUUACAUCGCCACAAGGUGCUACAGCGGCGAAACAUAAAAUCGAAGAGAUGAAUACCACUCAGCAAGGAGCAAGAAAGUAUACUGUUGCCUACACUCAACCUAACGUGAAUCCAUUCAGAACCCUGCCCAAAGAGAACCCAAUGCGCGGCGGAAAGGAUGAUCGAACCCCCAGAGCCACACCAACCGGUGGUUUCAAUGCUGGCGGCCAAGGAAAUUUUGGUAUGGGUAACACAGGUGGAUUCCGCGGUGGCCGUGGCGGAUUCAACAAUCGCGGCGGCAUGAACCAGAACAUGGGUUUCGGUGGUGCUAGAAAUUUCUCUCCAAUGGGCGGCGGCUUCCAGGGAGGCGCCGUUGGCGGAGGCUUCCAAGGCGGGCCCAUGGGAGGUAUGCAGAACUACGGAGGUUUCAAUAACCGUGGAGGAAUGAUGAACAAUAUGAGAGGCGGCCCCAAUAUGCGUGGCCGUGGAGGAAUGGGUGGUGGCAUGACUAGCCCCAUGAUGCCUGUCGGCGGACCUAUGGGAGGUGUUGGAGGUAUGGGUGGAAUGGGUGGUAUGGGCGGAAUGCCCAUGGGCGGGAUGCCAAACCAGAUGGGCAAUAUGAUGGGUGGGAUGCAAGGAGGCAACAUGGGAAUGCAAGGUCAAGGCGGUUUCCAAAACCAGAAUCCUCAUUUCAACCCGGCCUUCUUUGGCGGCGGUGGCAAUGAUAGCGGAGCCUGGAACCCGCAUGGUGUGAAACGAACUCGACAGGAGUAA